UUUUAGUAUCCAAAUUUUCUUAAAAAGGCAAAUAUUUGUAUUUUCAAAUACAUACAUUCUCUUACAUGUAUCUGAAAGUUACUUUUUUGUAAAUUACGUCGUUACAUCACGUACAUGAGUGCAUAAAGAAAUUUUCCAACGUACUCGUUUUACAUCCGGAUGUUUGCUAUUUCAACAUGCCACCGUAAACUUUCCUGGAGAAAGUCAGAGAUACCGCCAACAUUGAUUCAGAUGAUAAACGGAGUAUCUUUAUUUCAUUUACUUUACAUUUCGUGGAAGGUUGAACGCCGGCCUUUCAGUUCCUGUAUCUAAGAUCUCAUCUCUGUGCUGUAUUUCUUCUUCGGUCUCAAAACCAUGACGACGGGAAAGAUAGCCGUGCAAUUAUAUUCUUCAAUUACGCUUAUCACGUUGAUAGCAAUCGUCAGCGUGCUAUCAGCUGUGCCAUCAUCAUCCCAACCGAAUAUAACAACUGUUACAAUGAAUCAUGGUCCAUGGGCAGAGAUUCUCGAAAAUUGGAUCACCCUUCAAUCCAACAAUACUCGUGCCGCACGAGUAAUAAAGAUUGAUGAUAAGACUGUGACAGUGUCGACUAAAAUCGCCGCAUCAAAUAAAAGAGACGUUUCUGAAACUGAUCUUUACCUACUUGGUGCCAUUGAGAAAUUGGUAUACCGAGUGGACCACCUAGAAAAACGAGUAAGAAGAGCAGAAGAAUUGUUAUACUACGUUAUUGCAGGAAACAAUAAAAUGAAAGAACCUUGUCCUGCUAAUUACACGAGAAUGGGCCAAAACUGCUAUCACUUCAGUAAUCGUGAUUUUAAUUGGAAAUCAUCGGCCAGUCUCUGUCGCGGUAUGGGUGGACACUUGGUCGAAUUCAACACAAUCGAAGAGAGCCAAGAUGUAAUCGCGGGUUUGAUGUCGGACGCCAAAUUGAAGGGCAAAAAUUUCUGGACAGGUGGCUUAAAUCCAGGACUUUUAUGGAUCUGGGCGAGCAGUGCUAGACCGGUUCACCAAGAUACUAAACAACCCGUUAUUGGUGAUGGCAGAUGCUUGAAGUUAACUUUCAACGCAUCGUCAAAAAUUUACUCGUACAGAGGUGAAGAUUGCGGCUCGAGGCAAAGAUAUAUCUGCGAAUUGACAGUCGACGAUGAAUCGGCAAACAGGAUUGAAAGAACAGCACGAUUAUUGAUUGAUAAAAAAAAUUAGACGCGUUUUAAUGGCUG
Messenger RNA from Temnothorax curvispinosus, 1220 nucleotides. Its product is annotated as oxidized low-density lipoprotein receptor 1. The coding region runs from base 355 to 1203 and encodes 282 amino acids. The transcript is spliced from 5 exons. The record is from RefSeq and is a predicted model, not a curated record. Lineage: Eukaryota; Metazoa; Arthropoda; Insecta; Hymenoptera; Formicidae.